GGAAGAUCCGCAGGCACGGUCGACAGCUCUGCAGGGCGCGCAUUGGACCACUCCGUUCUUGUGGUGGGUGACGGAUGCCCUUUAUGAAAUAAUGCCGUUGUUGCUACAACAAAGAUUCCUUGUUGGAGAUAGAUAACGAGGAAGACGAUAAUAUCCACCGAGACAAUAAUAAGCAAGCCACAGUAGGAGAGAAAGAAGUGGCCUUGUUGUUGUUUGUUGUUGGUGAAGAAGAAAGAAAGAAAGAUAAUAAUAAAAGUAAAGAAGAAGAAGAAUUGAGAUAGAGUGUGCAAGGCAAGGGUAUCCUGUUGUGAAUCUCUGAACCAACCAUUGGUAGCAGCACCAUGGGCCGCAAAAGUCCUCGCGAUUACAUUCGGCUCUCGUGCGAGUUGCACUUGGAUGGAGCUCAAGUGGGUGGCGACGACGCCAAGAGUCAGGCGGCAAUUGAUGCAUUUUUGCAGGAGCAGCAAGAUGCGGCUGCCACUGCCUCUGUGCGCCUGUUUGUGUGGGUACCUCAAUCGGAAGAAGAAACGGCCGUGGCUUCCACGGAGAGUUUGCCCAAAGAUGGUCGACACAAGAGUGCUGUGGUAUUUUGUCAUACGGCGGGAACGACCGUCAAGGAUUCUCAUCAGAUCCAAUGCAUGACCAUCCAACCCACGGCUGCUACUACUGGUGAAGAAGCAGCCGCAGAAGAGAGCAAGGAAGCCGAAGAAGCCAUGUCCUCUCAGCAGACUUUGUUGCAGACGUUCCAGUUGUACACUCGCCACUGUUUUUUGCCGACUGUCCAAGUCAUGAUGGCAGAUCAAGACAGUAGCAGUGCCAACAAGAACCAAACUUCCUUGCAGGACAAAAUUCGAGAAUUGGAUGUGGCUUUGUCGCAGAGUCAGCGCAGUGCUCGAUUGCCUCAUGUUGUUUUGAAGGUCCAUCCACUUUUGGAACAAGCUGCUGCCAACAAAACAUCCGACAAGAUUGAUUGGGACCAGUUGGGUCUGGCAGACAAGUUUGCUGAUGAUGACUUUUUGAACACUGUCCAGACAGGAGUUAGUCAAUGGAUUGGUCAGAUUCGUCAAAUUACUGUUUUACCAAAGACAACCAGUUUCCCAUUGAUUGAAGACAGUGACAAGGUGGACAGUGCCGAUUUGGAAGAAGUGGCAUUCUGGGGACACCUACAAACUGAAUUGCAGUCCAUCCAGGCCGAGAUGGAACGUCCCGAUGUGCAAUUGACUUUGGCCAUGUUGAGAGAAGCCAAGCGCUUUGUGGCAACUCGUGCUUUGGAGAACGACACGGGUCUAGAACAGGCAAUUAGUUACACCAGUGAUGUGGCCCACUUUAUCAAACCCUAUCCCGUUGCUGCCUUGCAAGCAGCUCGCGAUUUUGAUAAGAUUACGACCGGAGUCAAUGCCAUUUUUGACCAUUUGGUCAAGGUCAGGAGCUCUCGCUACUACUCCUUGGAACGUAGCUUGAAGUUGUUGGAGGCCACUACCUUGACUUUGAGACGAUGCCUUGUGAGGGUCCUGCAGGAUAAUUAUCAAAGCUUUUUGCACAUGGAGUACAAGGAGUACGAGAACAAGGUCCGAUACCCAACGCAAGAUGUCUUUGUACAAUUCGAUGAUCGUUUGGACGAAUUCAAAGACUUCUUUUUGGAACAAGGUCGUCGCCGGAAAAUGCCCACGCCUGGAAAGGUAUGGGAUAAGAUGGUGCUACACCACAAUUCGCUCAAGGAACGGCUCGACCAGAUCCAUGAGUUCCGUAGCGGUCACGAUCAGUUGCGUGACGUCGUCAGCAAGGUAUUGCAGGAUGACGAGGCGACCUACAAUGAUGCCAUGGAGCAGGUGGAAAGUCCUCCGAGGAAGAUCUUUUCCACAGUGGAUGUCUUGGACUUGACCCCAGGUGGAAGCAAAGCGGUCCAAUCUGCUUUGGAAGAGUAUGACUUGCAGAUGGAUGCCAUGGAAGAAAAAUUGGCAAAGUUGCUGCGUGACAAACUGACGGCUUGCCAGGAUGCCGAGACUAUGUUCCGCGUCUUUGCUAGGUUUAGUCUGCUCUUGACUCGGACACGGGUUCGUGCCGCUGUGAAAGAAUUCCAGAUCCAGUUGAUCUCCACGGUGGCGGAGGCUGUGGAGAAGUUGCAGUCGAAGUUUACUCACAAGUACGAAUUCUCGAGCUCCGCCCACAUUUCGCGUCUCCGUGGAAUCCCACCCAUCGCAGGUAAAAUUCUUUGGGCCAAACAGCUUGAACGCCAAGUGCAUUUGCUCAUGGAACGAAUGGGAAAUGUCCUGGGUCCCAACUGGGGCCAGCAGCUGGAAGGACGACAGCUCCGCAAGAGUGGAGACGAUCUGUUGGCAAAGCUGGAUGCCCGUUCCUUUUUCCGCAACUGGGUUAUGGAAUGGGAGAAGGAGAUCACUGCUGCUGCCACCUCGCCUUUGCACUCGUAUCCCGUAAUCAUCCAGACCGACGGCAUGAACGACAGCCUUGUGUCUGUGGUGAACUUUGACGAAAAGAACGAGGCUCUCUUCACGGAAAUCAAGUACUUGAAAUGGCUCGGCUUUGGGGCAGAUAUUCCUCGCACUUUGUCGAUGGUGUCACAAGAGUCAAUGGAGCGCUAUCCAUUUGCAGUUACAAUCAAGACGGCCUUGCGAUCUUACCAGGCUGUUCGCGUCUUGAUCACUCCUGAACUGGAACCUUUGGUGAAGCCUCAGUUGGUUGAGAUUCGUGAGUGCGUCUCGGAGGCUUUCGGUGUAAAAUUGUCCACGUCCACGGCGGCUUCCAAGAAGCGGCGAAUUCGAUGGGACUCUCGCGAGCUUAGUGAUUGGGUUUCCAAAUUGGCCGAGUCCGUCUCGAAGUUUGAAGAGAGAGUCGAGGAGCUUUUGAAUGCUUGCGGACAAAUUGAUGCUGCUCUGACUUCGUUGGAAACGGUUGAAUACGAGGCAGAUAAGUUCAAGACCGUUUUGGAGGGCAUUCAGAAGACAAUCGACAACAUGUCCCUCAGCGGCUAUUCUGACCUGGCGUCUUGGGUGGCAGUGGUUUCGGACCGCAUUGGAAAGGUCCUGUCCAAGAGACUGCUUGUUGCCAUCACGAGUUGGAACGCCAAGUUCAAGAAACCAGCUGUGACCGAGGGCGACGACAAAGAGGCACCUGCUGAAGCUGCAACCACUUCCGACAAGAAUGAGACCUCGGCUAAUGUCGAUGUGGUGGUGCCUUCCAAGCUGGUUUCCUUGGAAGUGAUCCUUCGUAACCAGGAAAUUUACGCAUCCCCAUCAGUGCCAGAUGUUCGAUCCAUUUUCUUGGACAAGUUUCACGACUUUUUGGGGGUUGUUUGUGAUUUGCAGCUUCCAAAGAGCGGGCGCUUUGAGGUCUUCGACAGUGCCACAGCUCCCGGAGAGACAGCCGGAGAUGAGACAUUUGAUUAUUUGAUCGAGUUGGUGCCGGGUCCUAUUCUUGCCGAUGCUUAUGAUGUAAUCAAUUCACAUGUUGUGGAUGUAGCCUCCUUUGUCGAGAAAUGGCUCGCAUACCAGACCUUGUGGGAUACUCAGGUGGCCGACGUCGCUGCCUCUGUCGGCAAUGACAUUGAGAAAUGGCAUGCCUUGCUGAAGGAGGCAUUAGAUUCGCGAACAACCCUCGACUCGUCUGGCACUUAUGCCGAAUUCGGCCCUGUUAUUGUCAAGUACGGAAAGGUCCAGUCUCAAAUUAACCUGAAAUAUGAUUCUUGGCAGAAGGAGUUGCAGGCUUCGUUCGCGGCAAUCUUGGCGCAGCUCAUGUCAGACUUGCACGAGAAGAUCUCGAAUGCCAAGACAAAGCUGGAAGGCAUUUCGCUGGAAACAUCGGGCAACAGCACCGACGACAUUGUCCUGGGAGUGACCUUCGUCCAGGAGAUGAAACAAAGGUUGGGUCCUUUGGCCAAAGAAAUCGAGAAGUUGAAUGACUCUGAGAAGAUGCUCAAACAUCAGCGCUUCAUCUUCCGUGGCGACUGGCUAGAGAGCAGCGUCGUGAAGGGAAAGUACGAUAGUAUGGUGCAAAUCCUGACGCGUCGCAGCCAGGCAAUGGACGAGCAGAUCCCUCUCCUCCAGUCCCGUGUAUCAGCAGAGGACAAGAACGCUGCCAAACAAAGGGCCGAGCUUCUUGCUAGCUGGGAGAAUGACAAGCCACUUCGAGGAAACACAAGUCCUCCCUCGGCGUUGGAUGUGCUUUCCAAGUUUGAAUUUACGAUGAAGAAGGCCAGCACUCACCAAGAGAAUCUUAUCAAAGCCAAAGAUGCCCUUGGUCUUGAGCACUCUGGUGAAACGAGCUCUGUGAACGAGCAACUUGACGAACUGAGCGAUUUGAAGGAAGUCUGGCAGGCAGUCAUGAAGCCGUACGAAGAGUUGGAGAAAGUCAAGGAUACUGCCUGGUCAACUGCUGUGAUGCGGAAGGUCCGCCGAGGCCUCGACGACCUCCUUGCUGAAAUGCGGUCAUUGCCCAAUAGAAUCCGUCAGUACGAUGCCUAUGUGCAUCUCCAUGAUGCAGUCAAGGGAUACAUUGCUGGUCAUGGUUUGCUCAGUGACCUGAAGACAGAAGCGCUAAAGGAGAGGCACUGGAAGACGAUUCUUCAGCGUCUCGGCGUGCACAUCCAGUUUGCAGACAUUACUGUUGGUACUCUGUGGGACAACGGCGUCCUGAAUCGAAAGAAAGAAAUGCUCGAAAUCCUUACUGUUGCUCAGGGAGAGAUGGCCCUUGAAGUCUUCCUCAAUGAAGUACGCGACCGCUGGAUGAAGCAGGAGCUUGAGUUGGUGUUGUUCCAAAAUCGUGUCCGGUUGAUCCGAGGAUGGGACGAUCUCUUUGCAACGUUGGAUGAUCACAUUGGUGGUCUGGCGUUGAUGAAGAGCUCCCCGUACUACCGUGCCGUCCGCGAGUUUCAAGAAGAAGGCAAGCUUUGGGAAGACCGUCUCACAAAGCUUCGUGCGGCUUUUGACUCAUGGGUGGAUGUACAGAGACGCUGGGUCUACUUGGAAGGAAUUCUAUUUGGUAGUUCCGAUAUCAAAGCUCAAUUGCCAGCCGAGUGGUCUCGCUUCAAGAGUGUUGACUCCGAGUUUGUUACCUUGAUGCGUCGCAUUGCAAGCAAGCCAUAUGCGAUGGAGGUGCUCAGCAUUCCCAAUCUUCAGCGUACUCUGGAGAGGAUUGGCAAUCUCAUGACAGUCAUUCAGAAAGCCCUUGGUGACUAUUUGGAGCGGCAGCGUAGUGACUUUUCACGUUUCUACUUCCUUGGUGACGAUGAUUUGCUUGAAAUCAUUGGAAACGCUGGUGAGCCUGGAAAGGUGCUGUCACAUCUGGGUAAAAUGUUUGCAGGAGUGCAGAACUGCAGAAUCGUAAGAGACGCCGAGCUGCCCGAAGAUGUGACCCACAGAUUGGACGCCAUGCUCAGCAAAGACGGAGAAGUUGUUCCUUUUGUCAAGGCGAUUGACAUCAAAAAGGGAAUGAGCGUGAACUCGUGGUUGAAAGAACUUGAAAUCCAGAUGAAGGAAACUCUUGCUCAUCUGCUAGAACAAGCUGUCAGUGAGGACAACACCCAGGAAAACAGAAGCAAGGGCGAGGAGGGCAAAGAAGCAUUGGUCACGUGGGCUACCAAAUUCCCCGCACAAGUCAUGAUUCUUGCGGCACAAAUCUUUUUCAGCAGGGAAGUGGAGAAAGCACUUCACGAAGGCGAUUCUGAAGCUGCCUUGAAGGAAGUACUUACAGGGCUGGAAUGGCGUCUGGAAGUGAUGGCCAAGACGGUGUUACGUGAGCUUCCGCCUGAUUCUCGAAAGAAGUUUGAACAGCUCAUCACUGAGCUUGUUCGUCAACGCGACGUGGUUCGAAGUCUCAUUGAUGACAAGGUGUCAAGCGCAACCGACUUCCGCUGGCUCUACCACCUUCGGUACAAUUACGAUCCAAAGGCCCCAAAGAUCGUGGACAAAUUGAUGGUGUCGCUCUCCAAUGCGAAGUUUUCUUAUGGAUUCGAGUAUCUUGGAAUUGGAGAGCGUCUCGUACAGACACCGCUCACCGACAAGUGCUAUCUGACGCUGACACAAGCGUUGCACUUUCGAAUGGGAGGAAGUCCUUUUGGACCAGCCGGGACAGGCAAAACUGAAACUGUCAAAGCACUUGGAGCCCAGUUGGGACGCUUCGUGCUUGUCUUCAAUUGCGACGAAACAUUUGAUUUCAGCGCAAUGGGACGGUUGUUUGCGGGUCUUUCCCAGGUGGGUGCCUGGGGCUGCUUUGAUGAAUUCAAUCGUCUCGAGGAACGCAUCCUGAGUGCCGUCAGUCAGCAGAUUUUGACCAUCCAAAGAGGUCUCAUUGAAAGGCAAGAAAACAUUGAAAUGUUGGGACGGUCGGUCAAGCUACACGACAAUGUGGCGGUUUUCAUUACGAUGAAUCCUGGUUAUGCUGGCCGCAGCAACCUCCCCGACAAUCUAAAGUCUCUAUUCCGAUCAUUCGCCAUGGUUGUGCCAGACCGAAAAUUGAUUGCACAGGUGAUGCUUUACAGUCAGGGUAUUGUGUCGGCAGAAAAGCUGGCUGGCAAGAUUGUGGACGUGUUCCUGCUCUGCCAAAAGAAAAUGUCUCCUCAGCGUCACUAUGACUUUGGGUUGCGCGCAUUGAAGACCCUCCUUGUCAGCGCAGGUGCCUUGAAGCGCCAGGCACUAGAAGGAAAGGGCGAUCUAGAAGGCGAGGAGUUGGAACUCGAAGAGAAGAAUGCCCUCAUUGUCGGCGCAUGCAACAAUGUACUGCCUAAACUUGUGGCUGACGACAUGCCUGUCUUCACUGAAGUGCUAGAGGAGCUCUUCCCAGGUUCUACCGUUGCAAAAAUGGAGGACGAGAAAGUGCGAACUGAGCUGCUGACAAUCUGCGAGGAACGCAACUUUGUGGCAUCGGAGAGCUUUGUACAAAAGGUGUUGCAGUUGCGCCAAGUGAUCGAAAUGAGGCACGGAAUCAUGGUGGUAGGCCCUGUUGGUGUUGGCAAGUCUGCGGCUCUGAAUGUGUUGCUCAAAGCCUUGGAAAAGGUUGAUGGGACCAAGGGAGAUAUGUACAUCAUUGACCCGAAAGCUAUCAACAAAGACAACCUCUAUGGAACGUUGGAUGGAACAACUUUGGAGUGGACUGAUGGUAUAUUCACGAGCCUACUCCGCCGCAUCAUUGACAACCAAAAGGGAGAGUCAGAGCGUCGCCACUGGAUUGUUUUCGAUGGAGAUGUUGAUCCCGAGUGGGCAGAGAACUUGAAUUCAGUGCUUGACGACAACAAGCUGCUGACGUUGCCAAGUGGAGAGCGUCUCAGCAUUCCAAGCAACGUUAGAAUUAUCCUUGAAGUUGACAGCUUGGCGCACGCAACCCCUGCAUCCGUCUCUCGUUGCGGUAUGGUUUGGUUCAGCGAUGACACCGUGUCUUCGGAGAUGGUGUUGGAGAAUCUCAUGGGCAACCUCAGACAGGAAAACUUGCUUGGAGAAAGCUCCAGUUCUGACGAGAUUCCUCCUGCUCAGACACUCUUUUUGGAUUCGAUCAAGCCACUGGUGGUGUCCGAGAGAACGUCUUCGCUGGUGAUCGACGCUCUCGAGUUUGCACUUGCUGAAAACCACGUGAUGGAUCCAACCAGAGACCGUCUCUUUCACACAUUGAAGGCAAUGAUUGUCCAGGGUAUCAACUUGGCGAUUGCCUAUGACGAGAAUCAUCCGGACUUCCCAAUCACCGGCGAACAUAUGGAGAAGUUUUCGAAACGGUGGUUGCUGCAUUCUCUGAUGUGGAGUUUCUGUGGAUCAGCCUCAUGGGAAGUACGCAAGAAGUUUAGCGACAUGCUUGCUCGUACGAGUGGGGUCUUACUACCUGGUGGCAAUGAAAACAGUUUGUUUGACUACCGUGUGCGAGUUGACGAUGGCGAACUUGAGCUCUGGAGCUCCAGUGUUCCACGGAUGGAAAUUGAAAGUCACAGGGUUAGCUCCAGCGACGUGGUCAUUACCACGACGGACACCUUGAGACACUCUGACAUCCUUUCCGCCUGGCUGCACUCCAGGACACCGCUGAUCCUGUGUGGACCUCCAGGAUCAGGAAAGACCAUGACACUUACAAACGUUCUUCAGUCUGUGGAGGGUGUUGUCCUUGCAAGUCUCAACUUUUCGAGUCGAACGACACCUGAAAUUAUUUUGAAGAUAUUUGCUCAGUACUGCACGUACGUUCGCCGUGGAAAAGACAUUGUUUUGGAACCCAGUGAGAGCCUGGGUGCUACCUCUUGGUUGGUUGUGUUCUGCGAUGAGAUCAAUCUACCCGAAGAAGAUGCCUAUGGGACGCAACGUGUUAUUAUGUUCAUGCGGCAACUGGUGGAGCAGGGAGGUUUCUGGAGGAACGACAAUGUUUGGAUAAAGAUCAACCGCAUUCAGUUCGUGGGCGCCUGCAACCCUCCAACGGAUUCGGGCCGAUUCCCUCUUUCUCAUCGAUUCUUGCGCCAUGUCCCGUUGCUGCUUGUUGACUUCCCCGAGACAGACUCGUUGAUGCAGAUCUAUUCCACCUUCAAUGGUGGUAUGCUGAAAAUGUUCCCCAACCUCAAGGGUGAAACCAAUGCACUCACGGGUGCGAUGGUGGAAGUUUACACAGAGAGCCAGAAGCGAUUCACACCCGACAUUCAGCCUCAGUACUUCUACUCUCCGCGGGAAUUGAGCCGCUGGGUCCGCGGAAUUUAUGAGGCUGUUGUGCAUAUGGACCAAGGCCUCACUGGAGAAGAGCUGGUGCGCAUUUGGGCACACGAGGGGCUUCGUCUGUUCUCUGAUCGACUUGUGGAGGAAGAAGACCGAAAAUGGUGCAAUGAAUUGCUUGAUGAAGUGGCAAAGAAACACUUUGCGCAUGUUGACUUUGAUGUUGCACUGGCGCGCCCUCUUUUCUAUACCAAUUGGGUGAGCAAGGACACUCGUCAAAUUGGAAGGAGCGAGCUGAAGGAUUUUUUGACUGCCAGGUUGAAGGUCUUUUACGAGGAGGAGCUUGAUGUGCCAUUGGUCGUCUUCGAUGAGGUUCUAGAGCACGUACUGAGAAUCGACCGCGUGCUGAGGCAACCCAUGGGCCAUGUCUUGUUGGCUGGAGAUUCAGGUGCCGGAAAGACAGUACUCAGCAAGUUUGUCAGCUGGAUGAACGGGCUGAGUAUCUUCCAAAUCAAGGCUCAUUCACGGUACGGUAUGGACGAUUUCUGUGAAGAUCUUAGAACAGUCAUGCGCCGCGUUGGUGUUGAAGGAGAAAAGAUCUGCUUCAUCUUUGAUGAGGCCAAUGUACUGUCGGCAGGAUUCCUGGAGUCUAUGAACGCACUACUGGCGAGUGGUGAGGUGCCUGGUCUGUUCGAAGGCGACGAUUACACCGCUUUGAUGAGUGCAAGCCGUGACAGUGCCGCACGCGACGGUGUGAUUCUGGAUACAGAGGAGGAAAUCUUCAGGAGAUUCACAACAAUCGUCCAACGCGACCUCCAUGUGGUAUUCACAGUCAAUCCAAGUGGAGGGGACUGGAAGAACAGAUCUACCACCAGUCCUGCCUUGUUCAAUCGUUGUGUCAUUGAUUGGUUCGGAACCUGGGGUGACAAGGCUUUGGCGGAAGUUGGAAAAGAGUUUACACUAAGAUUAGAUUUGGGAGACACUGAAGCAGUUGGGGGUGCCUGGGGCAUUGGCGACGGAGAACCGCUCAUGCGACGUGUGGAGGAUGUCUUUGAAGGUGCCGGUAGAGGAGGCCUACGCCAAGCGGUUGUUGCUGCAUUGGUCGAUUUACAUCUCACCACCAAGCAAAUCGCUGAAGAAGUUGGUUCUGCAGCUAGCAGUAUUACAAGGACUUUUAUGUCUCCACGAGACUACCUCGCUCUUAUCCAAAACUUUAUGACGUGCAUGACGAAUCGUAGGGAGACGGUGGAGGAUCAGCAGCUUCACAUCAAUGCGGGUCUCGAGAAACUCCAGCAAACACAAGAGAACGUAGGAGAGCUCAAGAAAGGACUCAGUGCGACAACGGCUGAACUCAAGAAGAAGGAGGCCCUUGCAAACGACAAACUGCAGCAAAUGGUGGCCGAUCAGAAUGAAGCAGAACGAAGCAAGGCCGAAGCAGAAAAGGUCAGUGCCGAAGUCGAAACGCAGCAAGUUGAGAUUGACAAGAGAAAGGAUGAAGCUCAGAGGGAUCUGGACCAGGCCGAGCCUGCGUUGCAAGAGGCGCAGACCAGUGUCCGUGGUAUCAAAAAGAGAGAUCUCGACGAGGUCCGUAACCUGAAGAGUCCACCUGACAAGGUGAAAUUGACGCUCGAAUGCGUGGCAACGAUGCUUGGAGAGACGAAGGUGGAUUGGGCAGACGUUCGAAAGCUUUUGGCGAAGACCGAUUUCAUCCCAUCGAUUUUGAACUUUGAUGCAGAUAAGUUGUCCGCUAAGCGCAUCAAGAUUGUAAAGGAAAAAUAUAUGGAUGGCAACCCGGAUCUUACUGCUGAGAGUGUGAUGAGGAGCAGCAAGGCGUGUGGUCCCCUUUUCAAAUGGGCAGAAUCUCAGAUCAAGUACUCUUCAGUCUACAACCGCGUCCAACCGUUACGAGAAGAAGUGGAACAGCUAGAGAAAGCAGCUGCGUCAGUCAAGUCUGAAAAGCAACGUCUCGAUGACGAAGUCAACAAGCUCGAGAGUUCUAUCGCUCAGUACAAGGCUGACUACGCUCUCUUGAUCCGCGAUGUAGAAGCGCUGAAGACGGCGAUGGAAACUGUGAAAACGAAAGUUGAGCGCGCCGAGAGUUUGCUUAAGAGCUUGGGCCACGAAAGUGAACGUUGGUCGAAGAGCUCUGACGGGUUCCAAUUUAUGAUGCGUGGCCUUGUUGGCGACUGCUUGCUCAUGGCAUCAUUCCUCACCUACUCUGGUUUCUUCGAUUUCAAGACCCGCUCUAUUCUGAUGCAGAAAUGGGAGAACUCUCUGGACCUCCUUGGAAUUGAACAUCGUCCUGAAUUGGGCUUUGUCGAAUCACUGAGCGCCGCAUCCGAACGUCUCACUUGGCAGUCGCAAGGGCUUCCUGGCGAUCAGCUCAGUCUGGAGAAUGGAGUUAUCUUGGAUCAUUGUAUCCGCUUCCCUCUUGUCAUUGACCCAUCGGGAGCUGCAAUUGAUUUCUUGAUGAACAAGCACAAAGACGAGAGAAUUCAAAAGACAAGCUUUGUCGACAAGGCAUUCAUGAAGACCCUUGCCGGGGCCGUUCGUUUCGGCACCACUCUUCUUGUUGAAAAUGUUGAGAAGAUUGACCCUGUUCUCAAUCCUCUGUUGAAUCGGGAACAUCAGCGCACUGGAGGAAGAACCCUUGUUCGUAUCGGGACUGAGGAUGUUGACUACAGUCCCAAGUUCAAGAUCAUCCUCAGCACGAAGAAUCCUGCCGUCCAGCUGACCCCUGACUUGUGUAGCCGUGUCACGCUAAUCAACUUCACUGUUACCCCUGACAGUUUGCAGAGCCAGAGCUUGAGCCAAGUGAUUAAGAUCGAGAAACCAGAGCUUGAAGCACAACGUGCAUCGCUCUUGAAGCUCCAAGGAGAGCAAAACGUCAAGUUGAGGGAGCUUGAGGACAAGAUGCUGAAUACCAUCAGUGCAUGUGAAGGCAGCAUUCUUGACGACGAUCGCGUAGUGGAGGGUAUGGAGGUGCUGAUGAAGGAGGGAUCCCAGGUCGAGGAACAGAUCUCGCACAGCGCUGAGAUUAUGGAUCAGGUGCACAAGGCCGUUGCUGAAUUUGAACCGUUUGCACUCGUUUGUCGAAGGUUGUUUGUGCUCCUGGAAGCCAUGCGUGAAAUUAGCUUCUUGUACGAGUUCACCUCAACUACGUUCAUGUCAAUUUUAGAAGACAUCUUGCAAAAGAAUGCAAAGUCUGGCGACGAUGAUGCAGCGGCGCGAACUGUCCAGCUGAAGAAGGCGCUCUUUGCUGAAGUUGCUGCGCGCAUUGGACGUGGGUUACAGGUUGACGACAAGAUGGUUUUCUCUGUGCUUCUCGCACGGAUUUUCACCGGCGACGAGUCCAUCGGCAGCAGCGAACCAAAGAGCUCGGAUGACCUCAUUGCCGCUUUCACAGAAGUAUUUGGAAAUGAGUUCCCCUGGCAAGGAAGAGCACUGAAUGAACUCGCCGAGGUGACCGAACAAGAGAUAGGUGCAACUGUGCCACUUCUGCUCUGCAGUGCUCCUGGUCACGAUGUGAGUGGCCGUGUGGAAGCCAUGGCAAGAGAAUUGGGAAAGGAUUUGAAGGCUGUUGCUAUGGGAUCCUCUGAAGGAUUCGGUAUUGCUGAUUCACUGGUCAGUGGUGCAUCGAAGAGAGGAACAUGGGUCAUGCUAAAGAACGCCCACCUUUGCACAGACUGGCUUAGUGAAUCAUUUGUCAAGACGUUGCAUUCCCUUGGAGCGGGAACAAACCCGGACUUCCGCCUCUUUAUCACGAGCGAAAUCAGCCCACGCCUACCUACGGCAUUGUUGCGCAUCAGUGACACAAUCAUUGCUGAAGCACCCACUGGAAUCAAGGCUUCGAUUUCUCGAUUCUUUUCGGGUAUUUCCAAGGAUCGGUUUGAAGCCCCCGUCCGAAAUCGCCUGUACUUGGUUCUGGGUUGGACUCAUGCCGUCAUUCAGGAACGUCUUCGAUACGUCCCAUCUGGAUGGUCGGAGCGUUAUGAAUUCACGGAGGCUGAUGCCACUCAUGCCUUGGAUGUCAUCGAUGCCCUGAUUGAAAACGAAAUGGGCGGAAAGCAGACAAUGUUGGAUCCUGAGAAGCUUCCGUGGGAUGCCAUUCGUGCCACCCUCUGCAAAGGUGUGUUUGGUGGCCGAGUCACAGCAAGCUCUGAUCAAGAAGUGAUGGACAACUUGGUGAACUCUUUAUUCACCAAGGAUUGCUUUGAUUUGGAUUUCAAGUUGGUCCCAAGCAUUUCGGAUGGCCCCACACUACCAGAGAACACCUCGAAGGACAACUGCUUGGAAUGGAUUGCUUCUUUGCCUGCGCAUGCACCACCAACUUGGAUCGGAUUGGAUAGCUCGGCUGAAGUAGAGCGAGAAGAAAGGCUUGCAAAGGAAGUGGCAGGAAAAGUGGAGCAGGUCUUUGCCAAUACCAAGUAGGUACUAGUGGACCAAGCCGUCACAGACCCAAGUUCUGUGGAAACUUGAACAGUAAUAAUAAAAAAGAUUUGAAGUUACCAGCCGG
Molecule: messenger RNA, 13140 nt
Organism: Seminavis robusta
Lineage: Eukaryota; Bacillariophyta; Bacillariophyceae; Naviculales; Naviculaceae
Source: the annotation of a GenBank genome assembly